UUGCGUGACUAAUUCAAUUCAAGCAAAUCAAGUAAUGUGCCCCCAGCCUCAGGCCCGUGUAAUAGCAUCAAAGACGUUAGUGCACAGUAUUGGUACAUUACAUUACAACAACACACAUAAAAUCACCAACUUCACACACACCCCAAACACCAUUCAUUCCCACCCAACCCAAACAACAUAACACCAAAAGUUCUAAACCCCUUCAUACCCCAUGAACUCUCUCAUGAUUUUCCCCCAACCAAAAUCAACAAAAACAUGAAAAAGAAUAAGACCAAAUAAGUACAUAACAUAUUAACAUGUUAGAGAUGUAUGUAAUUAACCUAUUAAAUAAAUAAAAAAACCCUAAUGGUCCGUUUUUAUUUUUAUUUUUUUCCUUUUUGAAAAAACAAAAUAAUAAUUAAGAGAUUGGAUUUGAAGAGGUGUGAGAAAAGGAGGCAAGCAAGGGGCGUACUCAUAGGAGAAGCAGUUUAUGGUUAAAAAACCAUCCUCUUUUAAUUUUAUUUUUCUCAUAUGAUAUGGAAAACCACCAAAACCAAAACAAAAACCCAAACCAAGACCUAGAGAACCAACACCACCAACAAGUUUGGGGCACGUGGGAAGAGCUUUUACUAGCGUGCGCCGUCAACCGCCAUGGCUUCAAAGACUGGGAUACCGUCGCCAUGGAGGUUCAGUCACGAACCAACCGUCCAACGCUUCUCGCUACCGCACACCACUGCGAACAAAAAUUUCACGAUCUAAACCGUCGAUUCAUCGACGACGUUCCGCCGCCGCAACAGAACGGAGACGCCGACGGCGUCGACUCCGAUCACGUCCCUUGGCUCGAUAAAUUGCGGAAACUCCGCGUUGCCGAGCUCCGGCGUGAUGUCCAACGCAGCGAUGUCUCCAUUUUGUCGUUGCAGUUACAGGUUAAGAGAUUAGAGGACGAGAAAGCGAAAGAGAAUGACGGAAAAGAAAAUAAGAAACCAGAUCUGGUGGUUUCCGACGAGGAACAGCGGCCGGAAAACGAAAAAACCGGUAGAGAAAUGGAAGAAACUGAACCGGCUAAUUCUGAACCGGAUAUUCGUCGGCUCGAUGAAAGCACAACAAACACAGAUAAUAAACUGUUACCAACAACGGGAGAGGAAUCGGACCGGGAUAAUCAAUCGGUUAAUGAGUCCAACUCAACCGGUUCGAGGUUCGAUGCAGUGAAAACCGGUGAGGUUGACAUAAAGUUAAAUUCCGGUCCAGUUCCGGUUCAUUCGGGUCCAAACGAACCGGUGCAAACCGUUAGAAAGAGAAAAUCAGUUGAGGAGGAAUCAAAUAACGGAAGCUAUGAUAAUGAGGCUAAAGUUCUUACGUGCGAGUCGGUGCCUCCGAGUGAAGAGAGGAAAGUGGAGGGUGACUCGUCCGAGUUACAUGACUCGGUGACUCAUUCGGGGGAGAGAUGUGCGAGAGAGAGUAGCGAGGUGCAGAGUUCUACUAGUUUGACGAAGCGGAAGAAUAGACUACGGAGGCAGAAGGCUUCCGGCGGAGACGUUAUGCCGGAGAAUGAGGAGGUUGCGAGGGUGAAAUCAGAACCGUUGGUUGGCUUGUUGGAGAUGAUCAAAGGACAUGAGAAUUUUUCAUUGUUUGAGCGCCGUCUUGCAAGCCAGCAUGAUUUGAAUAGAUACAAAGACAUCGUGAGACAGCACGUGGACUUGGAAACCAUACAAUCAAGACUCCAAAAUGGUCACUAUUCCUCAUGCACUACCGCAUUCUUCCGCGACCUUCUCCUCCUCUUCACCAACGCCGCCGUGUUCUUUCCUCAUGAUUCCACCGAAUCACGGUUGGCGCAGCAGCUGCACCGCCUUGUUGUUGCCGAGACUAAAAGCAACAGCCAAGCACAAUCCGACCCUAUCACCCAAAAAACCGAUUCACACCCUCCAAACGCACCACUAUCUAAACCAGAUUCUCUCCUUUCCAAGCACAAAGCCUCUGCUCCUAUAUUAGUUUGCCGCAAACGCAGUUCAAUCUCUGUAAAACCUUCCACAACAACCAUUGGCCAAAAGGGUGAUCAACAACCCAUCAUCAAUGACAAGAAGGAAAAGCCAUCUUCUGAUGUGAAACAAUCAUUGAAACCAAGUUAUUCUGAGUCAGACGAAGAGGAGCCUCCUAAGGCAAAGGAAAAGCCUGUCACUGGAGCUAGAAGCAGAAGAAGCAACAAGAAUCUCAACAGUAACACUGGCAAUAAGAAACUACCCUCUAACUCCACUCCUAAAACAGGGUCCUCGGGGAAUAAGCCCGCCGAGGCCACAAAAUCGGAGAAGAACAGAGCAGAGGGAGUGUCAGACAAGAAGAAAAACGCCGCCGCCGAUUUCUUGAAGAGAAUAAAACGAAAUGCAUCGGUGGAGGUGUUGAGAAGUGGUGGUGGUGGAGGGGGAAGUAGUGGUAGCAGCAAGGGUGGUGGAAGUAGUGCUAGUAUGAAAGAGCAGAAGAAAACGGUGAAUAAUGGAAAAGGGGAGAAAGGGAAAGAAAGGGCUUCAAGGUACAACGAUGGAGGAGGGUCAGGUUCAGGUGAUAAGAGGAAUAGGACUAUUGAGAGCAAGAGGAGUGUUGGAAGACCUCCAAAGAAAGCAGCAGAGACCAAUGUAGUUAGUACAAAGCGUGGGAGGGAAAGUAGUGCUAGUGCUGGAAAGGAUAAACGACCCAAGAAACGUUCUAAGAAAUGAUUUUCAGUUUCAUAGCUAGUUCUUUCCCCUGUAUAUUAUUAUUGUUAAAGCAUGUGUUUCUUCCUAUAUUUAUUAUAUUUAUACUGCUAAUUUUUUGAUCAGCUGUAGUCUGUAGUCAGUUACUAGGUAAAUGUAACAUUGUUUAUCAUUCUUGUUAAAGCUUGUAACAACAUUGUCCCUUGGCGCGCUGCUUUUCUUGAUUUUUGUUUAACAGGAAAGCAUAGAAAUUAGAAAGUGCUUAUGCUCAUGGAUCACUUGAUCUAUUUCUUUUUGGAUA
Messenger RNA from Cicer arietinum (chickpea), 2964 nucleotides. RefSeq lists its product as uncharacterized. The record is from RefSeq and is a predicted model, not a curated record. Gene Ontology annotation, molecular function: protein binding. NCBI's taxonomy places the organism in Eukaryota, Viridiplantae, Streptophyta, Magnoliopsida, Fabales, Fabaceae.